This is a messenger RNA of Hibiscus syriacus, 1074 nucleotides long. RefSeq names its product rop guanine nucleotide exchange factor 9-like. Lineage: Eukaryota; Viridiplantae; Streptophyta; Magnoliopsida; Malvales; Malvaceae. Bases 1 to 1074 code for a protein of 357 amino acids. The transcript has 5 exons. Gene Ontology annotation, molecular function: guanyl-nucleotide exchange factor activity. The record is from RefSeq and is a predicted model, not a curated record.
AUGGUUCGGGCAUUGACUCGUCGGUACAGCACUCACAACUCGGGAUCUUUCCGCAUUAUGAGAAUGAUUGAGAGUCCGGGGAGGCAGCAGCAAAAUCUGAUCCCGGGCGGCAAUCAUCACGCCGAUGAUGUUGAUCAUAACCAGCAAGAAAAAUCAACUCAUCACCAACAUAUAGGAGAUUGUUGCCCAGGAACUUCCCCGGAGAGAUAUGAUAUGAUGAAGGAAAAGUUCGCUAAGUUGCUUCUGGGUGAGGAUAUGUCGGGAGGAGGAAAAGGUGUUUCUUCAGCUUUGGCUUUGUCAAAUGCAGCGACAAACCUAGCAGCAUCCGUUUUUGGAGAACAAGUAAAAUUAGGACCUAUGGCUCCGGAGACGAAAGCAAGGUGGCGAAGAGAAAUGGAUUGGCUUCUAUCGGUAACAGAUCACAUCGUCGAAUUCGUUCCUUCACUACAGAAAACGAAGAACGGAACAAACAUGGAGGAGGCUCUUGACAGAUUUGGGGAAGAACAAGAGUUCUGGUACGUGUCCAAAAACGACGAUCAAGACAAUGAAAACGGCCAUAGGGAUGACAAAUGGUGGCAUCCCACCGUUAAGGUACCUGAAAAUGGGUUAUCGGAAACAUCACGACGGUGGCUGCAGUAUCAAAAGGAGUCGGUGAAUCAAGUUCUAAAAGCAGCUAUGGCCAUCAAUGCAGAAAUCCUAUCCGAAAUGGAAAUCCCCGACAGCUACAUUGAUUCCCUCCCAGGCAUCACGGUGGAUCAGUUUGAUCCGUCACAGUUCCUAGCAACCAUGGACUUGUCAACAGAACACAAAGUUUUAGACCUUAAGAAUAGGACUGAGGCCUCCAAUAUCAUAUGGAAGAGGAAGCUGCACCAUAAAGAUGGAAGAUCUUCUUGGGGUUCGAGUGUCAGCUUGGAGAAGAGGGAACUCUUCGAAGUGAGGGCCGAAACCAUCUUAAUCUUGUUAAAGCAGCGAUUCCCGGGACUUCCACAAUCUUCACUCGAUAUAUCCAAGAUCCAAUACAAUAGGGUAAAUCAUGCAAACCAUUGCACAACUUUUCUUAAACGAACCUUGUAA